GAAGUAGGCGGCCCUGGGAUAGAGAAGGGCCUUUGUUUGUCAUAGGUUAUGCCCUACUGUUUGGCAGGGACUUGUUAUGAGGCAUCCAGCAACUCCGGGGUUUUCUCAGCCAUCCCAGGAAUACAUCAUGGGGAGCAGGAAAAGGAAAUGCAAGACGCCAGCUGCGCGGCAGCUUAUAAAUUGCCCCCGCUGGACGCCUCCACGUGUUACUGAAUUCUCGUAGUAGCGUAUUUCUUGCCCACCUUCCUGUAAUGCAGUCUUCCACAACCUGAUACCCUCAGAAAAUGUUUGCUGCCUGUCUUUGAGGAAGACUCAUGCUUGAAAACUUUGGUCCCUCUGUAUGUUUAGGACAACAGUCAUCAUGGAAAAAGAAGGAGGCCUCCCCUCUACCAUACAAAUGAAACAACUGGAAAUCCAGUACCUUCUCCAGUCAGUUGAAUGCUUUAUCAUUGGGAUGAUUGCUUAGAAAAAUCGGAAAGGCAGAUGAGAAGGCAGUAGAGGACAGUCACAAGGCAUCAGAAAGGCCAGCAUGAACUGGAGCUAGAAAAGGCCACUUGCUUCAUACUGCACUGAGAAAACAGGAGCGUGUCAUGAUGGAGGCUGAAACCAGCAAGAAGCAAGAGGGGCAAGAGCAGAAAGAGUCAGGAGAUGCCCAGCCUGCACCAAAGGGAGAGAGUGAGGCUGGGAAAACAGGGGCUGCUGAGAAGGAGGCCCAUGCAGAGGGGGAAGCUGGGAAAACGGAGGCUGCUGGGAAGGAGGUCCAUGCAGAGGGGGAAGCUGGGAAAACGGAGGCUGCUGGGAAGGAGGCCCAUGCAGAGGGGGAAGCUGGGAAAACAGAGGCUGUUGCAAAUGAGGUUACAAGUGACAAUGAACCAACAAGAAAGGCUUUGGGAGCUGAGGAAGUGCAGGGAACUGAGACAGUGGAGAAAGGGAAGGAAGGUGGAGAAGGUGAACAGGUAGAGACUGAGGAGAGAGUGGCUGUGGGUCCCUCUGGAACUGAGGCCAAGGAAGAAGGAAAAGAUUCUGGAACAUCAGAAGAACAGCAGAAAGGAGAAGGAGGGAAAGCUGAUGCUUCAGAGGAACAUACCAGCACUUCCAGUAGAGAGGGCCGAACUGACAGCACUUCAGAUGAGCCUCUCUCACCCGGGCCAGAAGAAGAGGAGGAGGAGGAGUAUUGGCCAGAAUUUCCUCCCAGUUCUCCUGGUGAGAGCCCACAAAGCCCUACAGAGUUGAAAACUUUGGAAACAGGUGGCACCACCUCAGGCCCAGCUGCUCCCGAAGCUGGCACCGGGGACACUGCCAGCAGUGAGGCAGCCCCAAAAGGGAAUCAGGAGCAACAGCCUGCACCCGAGGAAGCAGCUGCCAAGGAGAAAAAGAAGAGGCCCACCUUUGACAGAAGAGAGCUAACCAGGCCACGCAUGCCACCCAGAGUUCAAUCCCGCAAGGCUAUUGUGGAAAAGUUUGGAGGUGCUGCCACUGGUCCUGCCCCCAACAUCAAGAGGACAGGCGGUGCAAAUACCGUGAAGAACAUGCUGCUGGAGUGGUGUCGGGCCAAGACACGUGGCUAUGAACAUGUGGACAUCCAGAACUUCUCCACCAGCUGGAGCAGCGGCAUGGCCUUUUGCGCCCUCAUCCACAAGUUCUUCCCAGAUGCCUUUGAUUACGCAGCUCUCGACCCGGCCAAUCGUAGGGAGAACUUUGCCCUGGCUUUCUCCACUGCCGAGCAGAAGGCCGACUGCGCACAGCUUCUGGAGGUGGAUGACAUGGUGCGCAUGAAGGUUCCCGACAACAAAUGCAUCUACACCUACAUCCAGGAACUUUACCGCAGCCUGGUGGCGAAAGGGCUAGUGAAAACCAAGCAGAAAUAAGAAAGGAAGGCAGGAUUAUGCUCAAGGCCGACUAGAACCUGGAGGGAAGCUUGGUGGACAGGGAGAAGGCAACAUGGGACAUACCCAGGUAAUUCUGGAUAUGCUAGAAUUCUGUUACCGCAUUGGAUCAACUCAUAGUGGGUUAUCUUCUCUAACACUAAAGUCUGCUACACAGAGACUUUUUGCUGGUGAGCUCUUGAGAUGUGCAGGAGCACCCCCCCCCCGCCCCAAAUAAUCUUUCAUACAAAUACUACCCAUAAUGUUUGGCCAUCUUGCUUCCACGAAAGCAGAACUAGCACCAUGUGUCUGUCUGAAGAAGGCAUAACUUGGAACAAGCAAGUCACUCCUGCAGUUAUUACCUUCAAUUCCACACCGUUCUCUUGGUAAAUCCUCUUCCAUGCUGCAGUCACACUUCUCCUUACGGAACACCAGAUCCAUUAAAACAAAACUGUAUCAAGUC
Varanus komodoensis (Komodo dragon) is the source of this 2328-nucleotide messenger RNA. RefSeq names its product smoothelin like 1 (gene SMTNL1). Gene Ontology annotation, cellular component: microtubule organizing center; filamentous actin. The record is from RefSeq and is a predicted model, not a curated record. Gene Ontology annotation, biological process: actin cytoskeleton organization. Gene Ontology annotation, molecular function: protein binding. The transcript has 10 exons. NCBI's taxonomy places the organism in Eukaryota, Metazoa, Chordata, Lepidosauria, Squamata, Varanidae. The coding region runs from base 591 to 1868 and encodes 425 amino acids.